AUGCAGACUCUCCAUCAGAUCGAGCGAGAGCUCGACACCAAGAUUUAUCCAGGGACAGAGAUCAUGGCAGAUGUAGGCACGCAUCAUUUUGUGAAGUCAUCACCCAAAUCAGAUCGCGUUCUGGUGCCACAGCCGUCGCAAAGUCCCCAUGAUCCUCUUAACUGGAACAGGUUCUGGAAGACCAGUGCCAUGUUUAUGGCUACGGCUGUGUCUUUCUGUCAGGGGUUCGGGCCUCUAGCACUGGCACCAAUGUUUCCGCAGUUGAUGGAGUCGUUCGAUACAGACCUUGCCUCGGUUGUCAAAUUCACUGGCGUCUGCAUUCUUGUUCUUGGUUUCAGCAACUUUUUCUGGAUCCCUAUCCAAGCAGCAUAUGGUCGUAGGCCAGUUUUGAUCUUCUCAACCUUGAUUUGUCUUGUUAGCAAUAUAUGGCGUGCGUUGGCAACGAGUUAUGGAAGCUAUAUGGGAGCCUGCGUGCUCAACGGAUUCGGAGCUGGACCUGCCGAGACUUCCCAGCCGGAAAUCAUCGCGGACAUCGUAUUUCUACACGAGAGAGGUGCUUAUAACACGCUCUAUUUCACCUUUUAUUUCGGUUCUCUCAUGGUCGGUCCAAUUAUUGCCGGUGCCAUGGCGCAACAUGUUGGCUGGCGCAGCUUCUUCUGGUUAAACGUCGCACUCCUAGGGGUUGUGUUGGUUCUGCUGCUUUUCUUGUUCCCCGAAACCAAAUGGCAUCGAGCCCAUCCCGCAGAGAUAAUCCAUGGCCAAGAGCAGGCUGCAGACGAUAACACUUCUGAUUCCAAGAAGCCCAUCGAGGUGACCCAACACGAGAAUGUGCCGACGGAGACUGGUACAGAAACGGACACGUAUCUGGGCAAAGGGUAUCCCUCCAAGCAGCAAUUCAAGCUCUGGCAGCUUGCCGACAAUAACCUCAAAACAGUACUGGUCACCUUUUGGAUCCCUUGGAAAAUGCUCACCUUUCCAAUCGUCGAGCUGGCAGCUUUUAAUGUUUCCUGGGCAGCUAGCGUGUACUUGACUCUGAAUCUCACUCAGAGCCAAGCCUUUGCCGCGCCUCCAUAUAACUUCUCUAGUCAAACAAUUGGCUUCUUCAACUUUGCAUCGUGGAUUGGGAUCUUCAUUGGACUUGCAACCAAUGGUCCUCUUUCGGACUGGAUUUCAAUGAGAGCCACCAAGAAGAAUGGAGGAAUCCGAGAGCCGGAAAUGAGAUUGCCAGCCAUGAUUCCCUACGUGAUCAUUGCUAUCAUUGGAAACUUUGUGGUGGCAUUCGGAUACGAGUAUCAAUGGGACUGGAGGGCGAUCGUUAUUAUCGGAUACACUGCAGCUGGGAUUCAGGUCGCCGCAAUUCCAGCCAUUACCAGUACCUACGCUGUCGAUAGUUAUAAGCCCGUCGCUGGAUCCAUCUUUGUUUCGAUCACAGUCAACAAGAACUUGUGGGGCUAUGGUUUCAGCGAAUUCAUCACGCCAUGGGCGGAGAAGAGUGGUUUUGUGAAGCCAAUCAUGCUUAACAUGUCCCUGGCUGUCCUUUGGUGUCUGUUUGCGAUCCCUUUUUACUUCUAUGGCAAACGAUUUAGGAAGUGGACUGCCAACUCGUCGGUCCAUAGUAUGUAG
This is a messenger RNA of Aspergillus wentii DTO 134E9, 1623 nucleotides long. Its product is annotated as putative MFS transporter. The coding region runs from base 1 to 1623 and encodes 540 amino acids. The transcript is spliced from 7 exons. Gene Ontology annotation, molecular function: transmembrane transporter activity. Lineage: Eukaryota; Fungi; Ascomycota; Eurotiomycetes; Eurotiales; Aspergillaceae. Gene Ontology annotation, biological process: transmembrane transport. The record is from RefSeq and is a predicted model, not a curated record.